This is a messenger RNA of Paramecium tetraurelia, 303 nucleotides long. RefSeq lists its product as uncharacterized. The record is from RefSeq and is a predicted model, not a curated record. The transcript is spliced from 3 exons. NCBI's taxonomy places the organism in Eukaryota, Ciliophora, Oligohymenophorea, Peniculida, Parameciidae.
AUGUCUUGGUAAAAAUAAUUAGGUAACUCUGUCAAAGAAUUACGAUUUGUGUUUUGCCAAAACUGUGGUAGAUCUGAAGGCGUAAGAAAUCUAGUCACUAAAAAUUAUUGGCAAUGGAAAGAAGCAAAUCCAAAAUUCCCAUUUGUAGUGAGGGAAUGUGAAUCUAUAGAUCCUUAUAUUCUUAUCAGAUACAGAUAUGGAGUUGAAAAGAAAGCAUUGAUAGGCAACUUAAACGAAUAGGAAUUGGAAUAAGUAUUAGGAUAACUUGUUGCUUAAUCUAAUAAAGUUAAUUCAACUAUAUGA